AUGAAAAAUAAGUCAACGAGUUUGGAAAGCAUCAGAAGACGGUUACGGUUUUCCCAUUCUUCCUAUGUUGACCCAGUGGGCACUUCGGGAGGUUUGGCUGUUUGGUGGACAGAUGACAUUGAUCUAGAUAUUCGGUUUAAAUCUUCAAAUUUGAUCCGCGGUGUAAUUUCCUCGCCAAUUGCCCCUUCCAAUUGGGUUGCCAACUUUAUUCAUGCUCCUUCGCAAAGGGCGGUUCGGAGAUGUUUCUGGGUUCAGUUUCGUAGCUUAAUGUCUGAUAGUAACUACCUUGGGUUGUGCAUUGGUGAUUUUAAUGAAAUUGGUGCUUAUUCAGAGAAGGCAGGGGGUGCAGUUUGUAGAAUGACUCAAAUACAUGCUUUCCUUGAGUUGCUUUCAGACUGUGCUCUCAUGGAUCUGGAGUUCAAUGGUCCCCCAUUUACUAGGUCCAAUAAUCAACGUGGAAGCCUUAACAUCUGGGAGCGGCUAGACCGAGCAGUUGCUACAGCAGAUUGGAGAACCUUGUACCCAUAUGCCCAGGUCUUUCAUGACAUUCAGGUUGGGUCUGACCAUUGCCCCCUAAUCCUAAAUUGCAUUCUGGCUCUUAAAAGAGUUCCGUGGUUGUUCAAAUUUGAGACCAUGUGGUCUACUAGCCCAGAAUGUGAGGAAAUCAUUCGUAAAAAUUGGGUUGACCAAUUUGUGGGUUCUCCAAUGUUUCGGUUGGCAAAGAAGCUUAGAGCAUGUCGGGAAGGGCUGAAAGUGUGGAGUAAGGAACAUUUUGGCAAUAAUAAAAUCCAGAUUGCUUUGAUCAAAUCACAAUUGGCUAAUCUCCAAGCGCAACCUUGUUUUGAUGAGAAUUUCCAACUACAAGACCAGCUCAAAUCUGCCCUUGAACUUGUGUUAUCUAUGGAAGAGAUUUCUGGUAGCAGGGAUUGUUCGGCAGCUUUGUCAGUAGUGGAUUCCGUUGUCUCUUCGGAUAUGAACUAUGACUUGACCCGUCCUUUCUGCGAUGAGGAGAUUAAAUCUGCAGCUUUUCAACUGGGGGCUUUUAAAGCCCCGGGCCCAGAUGGUUUCCCUGGAUUUUUCUAUCAGAAUUAUUGGGACGAAGUGGGGGGGUCUGUUUGCACUGCGGUCCGCAGUUUCUUCAAUGGUGGUUAUAUUCUCAGAGAACUUAAUCAAACCAACUUGGUUCUGAUUCCUAAGGUCAGUAACCGCACUCUUUUAUCGCAAUUUCGUCCCAUCAGUUUGUGUAAUUUCAUUCUUAAGAUAAUUACCAAACUCCUUCCUAAUCGCCUCAAAGGAAUUUUGAAGAGUUUGAUUUCCCCUAACCAGUCAGCUUUUGUAUCUGGGCGGCUCAUCCAGGAUAAUGUCAUAGUAGCCCAUGAAGCUUUUCAUUCGCUCAAACUUCGCAAGUCCGGGUUAGUUGGGCAGAUGGCCAUCAAGAUUGAUUUUGAUAAGGCUUAUGAUAGAAUCGAAUCGGAUUUCCUGGCCAUGGUUUUGAGGAAGAUGGGUUUUGAUUCGCAGUGGGUCCAUUGGGUCAUGGAAUGUGUUUCCACGGUGAGUUUCUCUAUUUUUGCCAAUGGUGAGAAAAGGGCCUCUUUUGUUCCAUCACGGGGCCUCCGCCAAGGUGAUCCUCUCUCCCCAUACCUCUUCAUCAUAGUGGCUGAUGUUUUAUCCAAGCUUAUUUCGCAUAGUUUGCAAAAUAGAGAGAUUUCUGGUUUCAAGAUUACUCGGCUGUGUCCUACCUUAACGCACUUGUUCUUUGCUGAUGAUAUGCUGCUAUUCUUGAAAGCUGAGGACACGGAAUAUCAAAAAAUUCUGGAUCUCUUGAAAGUGUGUUGCGAGGCUUCGGGUCAGAGGGUAAAUUUUAACAAAUCCAGUGUGCAGUUUUCGUUGAAUGUUGCCCCGGCUGUUUGUGAUUCUAUCUGUGCUCUCUUUGGCUUCAAAAUUUCUUCUUCUCAUGCGAAGUAUUUGGGAUUGCCCUCUUUCUGGGGACGAUCUAAAUCAGCAGCUUUUGAGUUCAUAAUUGAGAAAGUCAUAUCCAAGUUUCAAGGAUGGAAACAAAAAUUAUUAUCAAAAGCUGGUAGGGAAAUCCUAAUUAAAGCUGUGGUUCAAGCUAUCCCCUCUUAUGCACAGAAGUGUUUAGGAAAAGCAAAACAUGCCAUGGCAUGUUUUGCUUUUCCUAAACACUUCUGUGCUAAACUCAAUUCCUACAUCAGUAAUUUUUGGUGGAGAGGCGAACCAGACCACAAAGGUAUCCACUGGAUCUCAUGGGGUCAGCUUGCUUUGCCUAAGUUUCAAGGAGGGCUUGGCUUCCGUGAUUUCCAAGCAUUUAAUUCGGCGCUUCUUGCCCGUCAAGGGUGGCGGUUGGUGAAAUAUCCAAACUCCUUUUGUGCUCGCAUUUUGAAAGGCAUCUAUUUUCCCCACACAGAUUUUAUGCACGCUUCUAAAGGCCGACGGCCUUCAUGGGGCUGGGCUAGUCUUCUACAAGGGCGUCAACUCUUACAGCAAGGAAUUAGGUGGCAAAUAAAUAGCAGCUCGCCUGCUUUGUUUUGGGAGGACUGCUGGAUUCCGGGUCUCCCAGACUUCAAAGUUUAUUCUUCUAAGCCCAUCGGGACAGAAGUAGUUACAGUCGAGGAUGUUAUUGAUCCUCUUCACAAGAGCUGGAAUUUGGACUUAUUGCGUUCUCAAGUGUCGGAGCCAGAAGUUCAAGCCAUCAGCUCUAUUCCUAUCUCGCUUGCACCAACCGAAGAUUCUCUUAUCUGGCAUUUCGAAGCCAAAGGUCAGUAUACUGUGAAGUCUGGCUACCAUGUUGCCAUGAUGGCAAGCUCUGGGUCUUCCCGCCACAUGCCAUUGUCUUCGUUUCAGGUUCCGAGCUCCUUCUGGAAGCAAAUUUGGAGGUUGAAGGUUCCCCCGAAAAUUUGCCACUUUUGGUGGCGGGUAUGUCGCAAUGUUCUUGCUUCAAGGGAGAAUUUGUUUAGACGAAAGUGUGCUUCUUCCUCAAUGUGUCCACUGUGUCAUACGGCUUCGGAAACUGUGGAACAUAUCCUCUUUGGCUGUGAUUGGGUCCGCCCAGUUUGGUUCGGCAGUGCUAUCAAUUAUAAAGUAGAUUGGGGUGCAAUUCACUCGGUCCUGCAGUGGUCUAGUGUCAUGAUGGACAUUCUUGGGAAUGAUGAGGAUCGAAAUUCUUUUUUCAGUUUGGUGGCAUGGAUUGGUUGGUAUAUUUGGAAGGAUCGUAACAAUUUUGUUUUCAAUCAUAUUCCAGUUGAGCCCUCCUCGACUCUUCAUCGAGCUAGAGUGGCUAUGGCUGAAUUUGAAGUGGGGGUCUAUCGAUGGGUCAUGGGUCUUUCUAGGCAACCCACUCAGUCAGCUGCUGCUAUGGAUAAAUGGGAUCCUCCUCAGCCUGGUUUUUUCAAAGUUAAUUGUGACGUGGCAAUUCUUCUAGGUUCUUCCCGUGCAGCGGCUGCGGCAGUGUUAAGGGAUGAACACGGUCGUCUGGUGGAUGGCCUCACAAAGAAGCUGUGUAUCUCUUCACCUUUCCAGGGGGAAGCUCAAGCAUGCCGGCUGGCCUGUCUUCUUGCCCACCAGCACAAUCUGUUGGAUGUUCUGGUUGAAGGGGACAACAAAGCCGUGAUCCACCUCUGUGUUACGGAAACAGUCCCUCCUUGGGAAUGUGUAGCUAUUCUAAGGGACAUCAAGCUUUUGGCACCCCAGGGCAGGUUCUCCUUUCAGUGGAGGCCCAAGGCUUCGAACAAAGUUGCACACUGGGUUGCACGGGCUUGCCUUCAUGAUCAGCUCCCAGUCAACUGGGUGUCGAACCCUCCUUUCCCCCUUUUCUGUUUGUUGACAGCUUCUUAG
Camellia sinensis is the source of this 3852-nucleotide messenger RNA. The record is from RefSeq and is a predicted model, not a curated record. Lineage: Eukaryota; Viridiplantae; Streptophyta; Magnoliopsida; Ericales; Theaceae.